AUGGAAGGAAGCGUCUCCAAUGUUACUACGGCAGCUGAACUUGUUCCCUGUCCCACCCCUUCACGGAAAAGAUCUAGAAGGGCUCAGGAUUCUGUUACAGCUUAUACUGUUCAAUGUGACAACUGCUCAAAAUGGAGGUUCAUCCCUACAAAGGAGAGGUAUGAGAAGAUACGAGAAAAAAUAUUGGAACAGCCUUUCCUUUGUGAAACGGCUCGUGAAUGGCGGCCUGAAAUAACAUGUGAUGAGGAACCGGAUCUUGUGAAAGAUGGCAGCUGGCGAUGGGCAAUAGACAAGCCUUGUAUUCCUCAACCUCCUCCUGGCUGGCAACGGAUUUUACGAAUCAGAGCGGAAGGAGGCACAAGAUUUGCUGAUGUGUAUUAUGUUGCUCCAUCAGGCAAGCGAUUCCGAUCUAUGGUGCAAGUUCAGAGUUAUCUGUCUGAGCAUCCAGAAUUCCCGGGUGUAACAACGGCACAGUUCUCAUUCCAAAUUCCUGCACCAAUGGAGGAAAAUUAUGUAAGAAAACGUCGUGCUUGUACUACUGCUUCACAUGAGAUGGGUGAUGAUGAGAUGCCAGUUGAUGCCAAUCCCAUCUCCUGGAUUCCUCCAGACCAGAUUGGAGAUUUUCAUUUUGGUGGGGAAGGGGACUCUCCAGAUGUCGAGACACCAUCUGAAAAUUGGAGGGGGGAAGCUGUAGAGAGUCCUGUGCCUUCUGUCACCAGUUUGUCUGCCGAUAAUCCCAGUGCAGGCAGUGAAUGUAGAGAUCCUACUUCACAACAGAUGCGGAAAUCUAGUUCACAGUAUAGCCUGUAG
Fraxinus pennsylvanica is the source of this 810-nucleotide messenger RNA. Lineage: Eukaryota; Viridiplantae; Streptophyta; Magnoliopsida; Lamiales; Oleaceae. The record is from the annotation of a GenBank genome assembly.